AUUUGGAGCUUUCCUUCUUGUUUAAUCACUCACUCACCAACAAUAAUGUAAAAGAAAUACUAGUAGAUUUCAAAUUCACACAGAUCUCACUCAUUUCGUUCUGGGAUCUCUUUUCAUUCGCACUUUCUAUAUACCCGUCAGGCCCUCCUCCAAAACACCGUUCAUAAUUAAUUUUGAUCGAUUUCGAUUCGGUUUUGCUCAACGAUACAUUCACAAACAACAAACCCAUUCAUGGCCAAGCAAGCAUUAAGACCAAAAAUCCAAAAUCAUAAAGUGCCCAACCCGUGACUCAAUCCCAUUCCCAAACAUCACUAAUUCCACCCCCCACUAUAUAUAAAAUCAUGCACUACCACCACAAAAAACCCACAAAACCCACUUCAAAAUUCUUCCUCAUUGCCAUGUCUUCUCUCUUCCUUCUCUCUCUACUCUCUCUCCUCAUUUUCUCCGCUCUUCCCUCCUCCGCCAUCCGAAACCACCACAACCACCGCCACGACGGCAAAGCUUCUGCCACGUCAGCCACAUCAAUCCAACAAGCAUGCAAAGCCGCAAGAACACUAAACACACAGUUAUGUGAAACGUCGCUUAUCCAAUCCAAACAGGUGCCGCCCGACCCGACUGCGGCCCAAAUCAUACAGGCCUCGAUUUGGGUCACAACCCAAAACCUCGUAAAAGCCCAAUCCAUGGUCCAAACCAUCCUGGACUCGUCCGGAUCAAACCUCAACCGCUCCAACGCGGCCCAGAACUGCGUCGAGUAUUUAAAAACCUCCGACUACAGGAUCAAAUCGGCGGUCGAGGCGCUGCCACGUGGCAAGACGAAAGACGCGCGCGCGUGGCUCAGCGCGGCUGAAGCCUACCAAUACGACUGCUGGUCGGCGCUCAAGUACGUCAACGACAGUCAACUCAUCAACCAAACGAUGUCGUUUAUGGACACGCUGAUAAAACUCUCUAGCAACUCAUUGAGCAUGACUAUGGCUUAUGACGUGUUUGGCAGCCAAACUGGGUCAUGGGUCCCGCCCCGAACCGAGCGAGACGGGUUCUGGGAAAACCCAUCCGGGUCGGAUCUCGCGUCGGGUAAAAUCGGGUUGCCGGGCGAUUUGAAGCCGGAUGUGACGGUGUGUAAGGGCGGCGCGUGUGAUUACAGCACGGUGCAGGAGGCGGUGAAUGCGGGGCCCAGUAAUGGGAAACGGUUUGUGGUAUUGAUUAAAGAAGGGGUUUAUGAUGAAACGGUUCGGGUUCCGUUAGAAAAGAAGAAUGUGGUUUUUUUGGGAGAUGGAAUGGGUAAAACCGUUAUAACCGGGUCAAGAAAUGUGGGUCAACCCGGAGUUUCUACGUAUAAUUCAGCCACUGUGGGUGUCAAGGGGGAUGGCUUCAUGGCGAGUGGUCUCACGAUACAGAACACGGCCGGUCCUGAUGCUCACCAAGCAGUAGCAUUUGUGUCUGACAGUGAUCUAUCAGUUAUCGAGAAUUGUGAAUUUCUGGGGAAUCAGGACACCCUUUAUGCCCACUCACUCCGUCAAUUCUACAAGUCUUGCCAUAUUGAAGGAAAUGUGGAUUUCAUAUUUGGAAACUCUGCUUCAGUCUUCCAGGAUUGCACUAUCCUAAUCCGACCCCGGCAACUCAAACCGGAGAAGGGAUCGACAAAUGCCGUGACGGCACAUGGGAGGAUAGACCCUGCUCAGUCGGCAGGCUUUGUAUUCCAUAAUUGCCUGAUAAAUGGCACGGAGGAGUAUAUGCAGUAUUAUAAUAGCAACCCAAAAGUGUAUAAGAAUUUUUUGGGAAGGCCAUGGAAGGAAUUUUCAAGAACAGUAUUUAUAGAUUGUGUUCUGGAAGCUCUUAUCACUCCUCAGGGUUGGAUGCCUUGGACUGGCGAUUUCGCAUUGAAAACUCUUUACUAUGGGGAAUUUAACAGCUCGGGUGCUGGAGCAAACGUCUCCGCGCGUGUGCCAUGGAGCAACCAGAUACCUGCUAAUCAUGUCGGAUCAUAUUCUGUGCAAAAUUUCAUUCAAGGCAAUGAAUGGAUUCCUACAUCUUCCUGAGUAACUUGACAUAGAUCUAAUAUUACAUGAUGUGAUUUUUCGAGUAAUAUGUUACUUGCUAUAUGCUGAGUGUGAAGUCUUAUUUGGUACUUUCGCUGUAAUUACAAAUUAAAUAGUAUAAUUCUGUGGUGAGAGUGAAAUUUAAAUUAUUAUCAUCCA
Daucus carota subsp. sativus is the source of this 2195-nucleotide messenger RNA. RefSeq names its product probable pectinesterase/pectinesterase inhibitor 51. NCBI's taxonomy places the organism in Eukaryota, Viridiplantae, Streptophyta, Magnoliopsida, Apiales, Apiaceae. Gene Ontology annotation, molecular function: pectinesterase inhibitor activity; pectinesterase activity. The transcript is spliced from 2 exons. Bases 342 to 2036 code for a protein of 564 amino acids. Gene Ontology annotation, biological process: cell wall modification. The record is from RefSeq and is a predicted model, not a curated record.